Theobroma cacao (cacao) is the source of this 788-nucleotide messenger RNA. RefSeq names its product transcription factor bHLH140-like protein. The record is from RefSeq and is a predicted model, not a curated record. Lineage: Eukaryota; Viridiplantae; Streptophyta; Magnoliopsida; Malvales; Malvaceae. Gene Ontology annotation, molecular function: protein dimerization activity; DNA-binding transcription factor activity. Gene Ontology annotation, biological process: regulation of DNA-templated transcription.
UUCAAGUACUCAAAAAUCAUAAUCAAACUUGUGUGAGAGUUUCAAGUGCUAGCUGGUGCUUUAAUGGACUACUUUCCUUCUCCUAACCUUUGCUCAUCGUCAUCAUUUGCUGGGUCUCCUUCUGUGGCAAACAACCGCAACAACAACAGCAGCAAAGAGAAGAAGAAGGCUGGCAAAAAGACCAAAGGUGCGGUAAAGCUAUCGACUGAUCCACAAAGCGUGGCUGCUAGGGAAAGGAGACAUCGAAUUAGUGACCGUUUCAAGAUCUUGCAGAGCAUGGUUCCUGGUGGAACUAAGAUGGACACCGUCUCCAUGCUUGAUGAAGCUAUACACUACGUAAAGUUCCUCAAAACUCAGAUAUGGCUUCACCAAGCCAUGAUCAACUUCGUGGACGAUGAUCCAUCUUCCUUCUUUGCCGGCUCUUUCCCUGUUCAAGGAGAUUUCUACUCACCAAACAACACCAACCCAAACCCUGCUGCAGCACUGCAACCAUCACAGCUGCUGCCAUUGCCCGAUUCUUGCUUCCAAGAUGACCAAUGGACCAUGCCUUAUGAUGUAUACAUGAAAAAUCAAUAAGCUUCGUCUCUUUAUGUCUCUCGCUGUUGUCGGCAGAUUAAGAUGAAUGGGCUGCUUUAAUAUUGUCUAGGAUAUUUAUCAAUGGAACUGUGUGAAUAUCAUGUAAAUCGAUCUUGUAACAAAUUGUAAUGUAGCUUGGUAUCAAGGAGGAUUAUGGUGUUCAUGAUCUGGUUUCCAUUAAAACUUCUUUCAAUACCCAGUGUUCGGCUGUU